AUGGUGAAAAGCAAUCAAAGUACUCCAGUGACAGAGUUUCUCUUCUCUGGAUUCCCUCAGUGUAAAAAUGGUAGCCUCCUCUUCUUCAUUCCUUUGUUUUUCAUCUACAUAUUCAUUGUCAUUGGGAAUCUCAUUGUAUUUUUCGCAGUCAGGAUGGAUACUCGUCUCCACAAUCCCAUGUACAAUUUUAUCAGCAUUUUCUCAUUUCUAGAGAUCUGGUACACCACAGCUACCAUUCCCAAGAUGCUCUCCAAUCUCAUCAGUGAGCAGAAGACUAUCUCCAUGAUUGGCUGUCUCUUGCAGAUGUACUUUUUCCAUUCACUUGGAAAUUCAGAAGGAAUUUUGUUAACUACCAUGGCUAUCGAUAGGUAUGUUGCUAUCUGUAAUCCUCUUCGCUACCCGACCAUCAUGACACCCCGGUUAUGUGCUCAGCUCUCUGCAGUCUCCUGUAUCUUUGGUUUUAUUGUGUUGCUCCCAGAAAUUGUAUGGAUUUCCACACUGCCCUUUUGUGGCCCCAACCAAAUUCACCAGAUCUUCUGUGACUUUGAACCUGUGCUGCGCUUGGCCUGUACAAACACUUCCAUGAUUCUGAUUGAGGAUGUGAUCCACGCUAUUGCCAUCAUUUUCUCAGUCCUAAUCAUUGCUCUUUCUUACAUCAGAAUCAUCACUGUGAUCCUGAGGAUUCCCUCUGCGGAGGGCCGUCAGAAGGCCUUUUCCACUUGUGCAGCCCAUCUUGGUGUCUUCCUGAUGUUCUAUGGUAGUGUGUCACUCAUGUACCUUCGAUUCUCUGCCACUUUCCCACCAGUUUUGGACACAGCCAUUGCACUGAUGUUUGCAGUUCUUGCUCCCUUUUUUAACCCUAUCAUUUAUAGCUUGAGAAACAAGGACAUGAAGAUUGCAAUUAAGAAGCUUCUCUGUCCUCAGAAGGUGUUUAAUACAUCUAUAAGUUAG
Chrysochloris asiatica (Cape golden mole) is the source of this 951-nucleotide messenger RNA. RefSeq names its product olfactory receptor 6K3-like. Lineage: Eukaryota; Metazoa; Chordata; Mammalia; Afrosoricida; Chrysochloridae. The record is from RefSeq and is a predicted model, not a curated record. Gene Ontology annotation, biological process: G protein-coupled receptor signaling pathway. Gene Ontology annotation, molecular function: G protein-coupled receptor activity; olfactory receptor activity. Gene Ontology annotation, cellular component: membrane. The transcript has a single exon. Bases 1 to 951 code for a protein of 316 amino acids.